AAUCCUCAUCUUGAAUGAGUGGUACGUGAAGGUGCAUUCUAGGCAAGAUUUCUUCUGAUUUCUACCGCCUGAGGGUUUGGUAUCUGCAGAAUCGAAAUCUUAAUUGAAGUGCAAUGACUUGGUAAAAGAGUAAUGUCUCUUUAUGAGCUUUGGGUUGGUAAGUCACACCAUCUUAAUUUUCAAGUCUGACGUGAUUGACACAGUUUUGGUGCCCUCGUAAUUUAAGCAUCGCAAGAGAGCUAAAUUCAUACUCAGUGUCAUUUAACCCACCCAAGCAAACUAUCCUACAAGUUUGGACUUAAGAAAAAAAAAAUCGUUGCUUGUGAUGUGGAAUUAUCGCUAAUUGCAAGAAACAAAUCUAUUGUGUGUCACGGUUGAGUGUUGACGAUGACACAUCUACCAGGAUUGUGCAUCAGACGGGCUGCAUUGUAUUGUAAAUGUCCGAGAGGCAAAUGAUCAAACACCACAAGCCCAAAGUGGCCAUCGGUAGCACCCAUGACCUGCCCCACCACGUGAAACGCAUCCACAGAAGCCUACCAGAGAGUGGCAAAACGCAGAGCUACGAGCCAAAAAAAGAAAAGAAGAAAAGGGGGAUUUAAAUACGUUUGGGAUGGAUAAUUCAGGUGGGGUUUUGCCUAACGCGACGUCGUUUUGGAGGUGGCUUCACAAAAGGGAGUUGGGCUCAAAAGAAAAGAGAAACAGAAAAUGAAAGUAAUAGAGCCCGCGUUUAAUGUACAAAAACCUGUCGAGUUGUGAUUUGUUUACGCUCUCUCUCUCUCUCUCUCCCUCUCUCCCCUUUUUCAGCAAAUCUUCUCUUUUGCUUUCAUCUGGGACGGAGAGAGAGAGGCUGCUUUGAUUCUCUCUCUGGUACAGUUCCCAUGUUCCCGAGUUUCUCCGACCAGCGUAGGUUAUGCAGAGCCUCUGCAAUUCCAAAUGGCUACUUCCUUCUGUUACUUAUCAUCUCUGUCUUGAUUAUCAAUUCCGCUGCUUGCUCUAAUCGCAAUUGCCAGGUUCUUGAGCCAUGUUCUUUGCCCACUGACUGUGGGCCAGGUCUCUACUGUGGGAACUGUCCUGCGAUGGGGAAGAAUCAACCCAUCUGCACCAGAGGCCAAGCAACUAUCCCUACUACAAUUAUUAAUGGGUUGCCUUUCAACAAGUACUCGUGGCUUAUGACCCACAAUGCGUUUUCCAUUGUUGAUGCGCCGCCCCUGCCGGGUGUUCAGAGAAUAACGUUUUACAAUCAAGAAGACACUGUCACUAAUCAGUUAAGGAAUGGAGUGAGAGGAUUGAUGUUGGAUAUGUACGACUUCGAGAAUGAUAUCUGGCUCUGCCAUUCAUUUCGGGGGCAGUGUUACAACUUCACAGCCUUUCAACCUGCAAUUAACACUCUGAAGGAAGUGGAAACAUUCUUGAGUGAGAACCCAUCAGAAAUUGUGACCAUUGUAAUUGAGGACUAUGUGCAUACUCCUAAAGGGUUGACAAACUUAUUCACUAAUGCUGGGUUAGACAAGUACUGGUUUCCAGUUUCUAAGAUGCCAAGAAAGGGUGAAGAUUGGCCCACCGUGACUGAUAUGGUACAAGAGAAUCACAGGCUUCUGGUUUUCACUUCUAUUGCUUCAAAGGAAGCAGAUGAAGGAAUUGCCUACCAAUGGAGGUACAUGGUGGAAAAUGAGCCUGGAGAUGCUGGGGUGGUACAAGGAUCAUGCCCAAACAGAAAGGAAUCACGGCCACUCAAUUCGAAAAGUGCGUCUCUUUUUCUACAGAAUUCUUUCCCAUCAUUUCCAGUUGAAUCUGACUCUUGCAAAGAGCAUUCGGCUACAGUCGGUGAGUUGGUAGGUACCUGUUACAAAGCAGCAGGGAAUGUGAUGCCCAACUUCUUGGCGGUUAAUUUUUACAUGAGGAGUGAUGGUGGUGGUGUUUUUGAUGUUCUGGAUGGAAUGAAUGGCCAGACAUUGUGUGGUUGUAGCUCUGUUGCUGCCUGCCAGGCAGGAGCACCUUUUGGAACUUGCAAGAAUGUUGCUGUAUCUAAUACAACCCAAACACCCAAUACUUUUGGAGGUUUUUCUGGAUCUGUGCAGUUAUCAGGAUCUGCUUCGACAAUCCAUUUUAUGAAUCUCUUGUAUUUUUUCUUGUUGUUUUUUUCGUUUUUAGUGUUCCAAUUAUGACUAUAACAUAUAAAUAGAGUCAAAGAAUUUAUGAGCUACUCCAUCUGGAUGAACUUCUAGUAUGUUGGUAUAAAUUUUGGAGUCAGAACAGGAAUACUGCAUGCCCACCUGAGUUAGUGGAAGGUCAAGGAAUGCUAGCUAGAGUUUUGGAAAGUGAUUGAACCGGCAAGAACAUUUAAAGCUCUCAUUUUGAGGCAAAAUCUGAGUCGCACAGGAUUGUGAAGUAGAUAGUGGCCAAGAGAUUAAACAUUGUAACAAGUGGUUCAGGUUUUCUGUUGGGGUAGUUGAGAUGUAAUGGUAACUAGUAGUUGGGGAGUAUCUGGUUAUAAUAUAUAUAGAGGUGCUCCCAUUAUCUGUUCUCUUAUUCUCUAUCAGACCUUGCCUCAUGGAUGGGGCGAAGCACCAAAUCCACCAAAGCUACAAAUAGGGCUGGUGAGAUGCUCCCCCCUUCAUUUACUGGGUUAGAUUGUAUUCCCACAUUUCAAUAUUUGCUGGUUUCCUUUCUUAUUCAAAUAUGGGUCAAUUUCGUUCGUUGUGUUU
Molecule: messenger RNA, 2705 nt
Organism: Vitis riparia (riverbank grape)
Lineage: Eukaryota; Viridiplantae; Streptophyta; Magnoliopsida; Vitales; Vitaceae
Product: PI-PLC X domain-containing protein At5g67130
Exons: 9
Coding region: 879-2165 (428 amino acids)
Biological process (GO): lipid metabolic process
Molecular function (GO): phosphoric diester hydrolase activity
Source: RefSeq, a predicted model, not a curated record